Molecule: messenger RNA, 2328 nt
Organism: Brassica oleracea var. oleracea
Lineage: Eukaryota; Viridiplantae; Streptophyta; Magnoliopsida; Brassicales; Brassicaceae
Exons: 4
Coding region: 1-2328 (775 amino acids)
Biological process (GO): telomere maintenance; DNA repair
Molecular function (GO): DNA helicase activity
Source: RefSeq, a predicted model, not a curated record
AUGGAUUAUAGUGUGGUGUAUGCGCCUGGUCCUUACACUAUACGGAUCCAAGGUCAAACCCACCAUAGAAUUGGCUCGCUUAUACCGCAACAAGGCCGUCUCCCAGAAUAUCUCCAGCUUUAUAUUUUUGAUACGGGAAACGAAGUCAGAAACCGCUUAAAUGCAAUGGGGCAAACCUCAACAGAAGGUAAUCUCGAUGAGACAACCUUAGGGCGCCUCAUCGAGAUGAUUGACGAGAAUAAUUGUUUAGCUAGGAUUUUUCGACGGGCACGUGACCACUACGAAAGAGUCGGGACAGAGUUUGCAAUUAGGUUGCUCCCAGAUAAAGGGAAGGGGAAAGAAUAUGAUCUUCCGAGUACGAGUGAGGUGGCAGGCCUUAUCGUAGGGGAUAUAUCAUCAACAAUUGGAGUACGAGAUAUAGUGGUCCAAUUUCAAUAUGACACUUUACAGCAGAUACGUGAUGAUCACCCUCUAUACAUGAGCUUACAAUAUCCUCUUUUGUUUCCAUAUGGUGAGUAUGGCUUUCACCCAGAGAUCCCACUACAUCUUCAGACAGACACUUCAAGAACAAGGCAAUUCCUAACCAUACGCCAAUACUACACUUCUCAAAUCCAGACAUGUCUUAACCAAGGGAUGACAUUGAUUAAAGGAGGUCGUCUCCUCCAUCAAUUUGUUGUGGACGUUUAUACGGCAAUUAAAGAAGAUCGACUUAGGUGGGCGAGGAAUAAUCAAGAUGUCCUGAGAGCCGAGCUCUACAGUAAUGUCCUUGAUGCUGUAAGCAAAGGUGACACUGAUGCUAAAAUUAUUGGUCAGAGGUUUAUACUGCCGCCAAGUUUCACCGGUAGGCCCCGGUACUUAGUUGAGAAAUACCAUGAUGCGAAGGCUAUUUGCAGAGAAUUUGGCAAUCCAGAUUUGUUUAUCACAAUGACUGCCAAUCCUAACUGGAGAGAGAUUAAAGAGCAUAUUGGGAAAUAUGGUGGAGAUUCUCCCAAUGAUAGACCAGACAUUGAAUGUCGGGUCUCUAAAAUGAAGUUAGAGCAGCUACUCAAGGAUUUCAAAAAACUCCUGAAGAAGUACGAAGCUCAUAUUAAUGCUGAAUGGUGUAAUCGUACAAGCGUAGUGAAGUACUUAUUCAAGUACAUAACCAAGGAUGUUGACAGAGCAACAACUGUUAUUGAGAAAGAAAAGAAGGCAACUACAUCUGACCCAAUGGCCUUUGGCGAAUCAAAGGAUACAAAGACUACGUCGAAGCCCGAUAUUUAUCAGCUUAAGGUUAGAGUUUGCACAGACACUACAAGAAAACAGCGACAUACUGAGGGAAAAAAUCUUUGUACUAAAGUGUGGACUGAACGUAAGAAAGGCAAAACCAUUGGGAGAAUCGUAGCUGUUCAUCCAUCAGCAGGUGAUCGUUACUAUCUAAGGAUCCUCAUAAAUAAGAUCAAGGGUCCUAGAAGUUAUGACGAGCACAAAACAUACAACAAUGUGAAAUAUCCUGACUUCAAAUCAGUUUACUACGCACGCGGCUAUUUGGAAAAUGAUGUUGAAUGGCACGAGAGUAUGUCAGAGGGUGCUAGAUGGGCUACCCCAUACCAACUCCGCUAUAUGUUUGUCACAUUCCUAAACAACUGCUUCGUUACGAGUCCUAAAAACCUAUGGAAAAUCUCAUGGAGAUCAAUGAGCGAGGACAUACUUCACAAGAGGCUGAGAAUCUUAGGUCAUACAAAUCUGGAGCUGGAUGAUAAGACCCUUGAGCAAUACACAUUAAUCGAAGUGGAAAAGUUGAUGCGCAUGCAUGACCGCUCAUUGAGUGAUAUUAAAGAGAUGCCAAAAAUCAAACCUGUUUUGCUAAAAGAACUGGGAAACAAUUUGUGGAACAAAGAACUGGAUUACGAUGUUGCCGAGGAAACACUAAGACAUGACAUGCAAUUCAACAAACUUAAUGCUGAUCAACAUGCGAUUUACGAAUCAGUCUUAGACUCUGUUGAUAAAAUGGAUGGGAAGCUAUUCUUUGUAUAUGGUGCAGGUGGCACAGAGAAAACAUUCCUAAACCAAACCAUUAUAUCCAGGAUUCGAUCAAGAAAACAAAUAGUUCUGCUGGUUGCCUCUUCAGGAAUAGCCGCAUUGUUGCUACCUAACGGUAAAACAUCGCAUUCACGCUUCAGUAUCCCUUUAAAUCUCACCGAAGAUAAGCUCUGCAACAUCAAACCAGGAACAAUGCUGGCUGAGCUAAUCGAGAAAACGGAUCUUAUAAUUUGGGACGAAGCACCUAUGACACAUAAUCAUGCUUUUGAGGCACUGGAAAAAAAUGUUGAAAGACAUAAUGUCUAG